GCGGCGCCAUGAAGGACUGCGAGUACCGGCAGAUCCCGCCCGGUGCCGCCGCUCCGGGCCCCGCCGUUUCCCCGCCGCCCGUUAUACCGGAACGUCCAGGCGAGAACUGGCGGCCCCGACGGAAAUGGGAGGUGUUCCCGGGCCGCAACCGCUUCUAUUGCGGCGGCCGGUUGAUGCUGGCGGGGCACAGCGGAGUCUUCGCCCUCACGCUCGGUCUCAUCCUGGCCACCAGCGCUCUGUUCUUCGCUUUCGACUGCCCCUUCCUCGCCCGUCACCUGACCCUGGCCAUCCCCAUCAUCGCAGCUGUCCUCUUCUUCUUCGUCAUCAGCUGCCUCCUCCAGACAAGCUGCAGGGACCCCGGGAUCCUGCCCAGAGCCACCCCCAGUGAGGCUGCAGACCUGGAGAAACGCAUCGAUGCCAUGGGGACCUCCACGUACCGCCUGCCAGCCCGCACGAUGGAAGUGGUCAUCAAUAAGUACGUGGUGAAGCUCAAAUACUGCUACACCUGCAAAAUGUUCCGUCCCCCCCGCACCUCUCACUGCAGCGUCUGCGACAACUGCGUCGAGAGGUUUGAUCACCACUGCCCCUGGGUGGGCAACUGCGUGGGGAAGCGCAACUACCGCUACUUCUACGCCUUCAUCCUCUCCCUCUCCUUCCUGACAGCCUUCAUCUUCGCCUGCGUCGUCACCCACCUCACUCUGCGCUCUCAGAGAGAUGGAUUCCUCACCACUCUGAAGACAACACCUGCAAGUGUGCUGGAGCUGGUGAUUUGUUUUUUCUCAGUCUGGUCUAUUUUGGGCCUCUCAGGUUUUCACACUUACUUAGUUGCCUCGAACCUGACCACGAACGAAGACAUCAAAGGGUCCUGGUCAAAUAAGAGGGGUUCAGAGUUUGCCAAUCCUUACAGCCAUAAAAGUAUCCUCACAAACUGCUGUGCGGUGCUGUGUGGACCAUUCCAUCCCAGUUUGAUAGACAGAAGAGGGUUCAUCCAGCCAGAUGUGGGGACGCCGGCCAGUCCAAAGAACGAAAUCCCUUCCUUUGGAGCCAAACCUGACACCAGCAUGGAGGAUGCCUGCCAGGACUUCGCUGUUUCCUGCACAGCCUGAUUGGACGUGCCCUCUCCUCUGCCCCUGGCCCUGCAUUUUGGGGGCUGGCUGGUAAGAAAGGAUUUCCUUUUUCUCCUUCAGCCCAUCUCAUCUCCACUGCAUGUCCGGCUCUGCCUGUGAAGCCCUCCAUCACCCUCCAGCCGUGCUGAUACCUGCAUGCUCCCACCGCCUUCCUGCAGCCUGGGUGAGCACAGCAGGGUGCUUCCCUCCCCCCUCCCCCGAGUGCUGUGAGAUGGAGCUGGACUGGGUCAGCCCAGCUUAGGGACAGCAGCCCCGUGAUGUUUGCAGUAGUGCCCUGCACGGUGCAGGGAUGUGUUUGUGGUUUGUCCGGACUGGGAGCACGUUAUGGUUCCACCCCUCAUCUCCAUGUCUCCGUGCCUCAGUUUCCCUGUGUGUAAUGUGACAUUUGUCCUCCCAUGUGCCUACCAUCAAGGUGAGUUCUUUCUCCUCCUUCCCCGGUCCUGGGGCUGUGCAGUGUGCUCAGGGCAGCACGGAGCUCCGCAGGCCGGCAGCCCCUCUGCCCCUCUUGGAGCACCCUGGGGAAGCCAGGACCCCACGAACCUCCCCGAUGACGACAGCCAUCAGCACCGCCUGUGCCUCUACAGAGCUGUGCCUUCCCCCUUCCUGCUGGGAGACAGGGGGGAGAGCAGCCAUGUGCAAGCCAAAGCCUUUCUGAGCCCCCCACCCACAGCAGGGGCCAAAAAGCCAUACAGCAUCCCUCCUGAGUGCAAUACUGCGUUCCUCCUGCCUCCCACUCACCGUGGGGAAGGGCCAUAAACUGAGCCAGGGCUCCCAGCACCCAGCCCUACCUGGGGGCUCCUCCUGGGGGGCGGGGGGGGUUGGGUUUGAGCCAGCACAUGUUGCCCACUGCAUCCCACUUGACCCUGUAGGAUGGUGCAUGGUCAAUACUCACCCUCCUUAUGAGCUCCCCACCCCCCGGUUCAUCACUAUGGGGCUCUGAUGGAGGGGAUGGGUCCCUUCCCCCUGUGCAAAGGGCUUCAAGCCUGGUAGGAUUCUGCCUUUUACUUUUGUAAUGAAAUAAAGAU
This is a messenger RNA of Lagopus leucura (white-tailed ptarmigan), 2152 nucleotides long. It is a transcript of the gene ZDHHC18, whose product is annotated as zinc finger DHHC-type palmitoyltransferase 18. The transcript has 9 exons. Gene Ontology annotation, biological process: peptidyl-L-cysteine S-palmitoylation; protein targeting to membrane. Gene Ontology annotation, molecular function: protein-cysteine S-palmitoyltransferase activity. Lineage: Eukaryota; Metazoa; Chordata; Aves; Galliformes; Phasianidae. Gene Ontology annotation, cellular component: Golgi apparatus; endoplasmic reticulum. The record is from RefSeq and is a predicted model, not a curated record. Bases 9 to 1106 code for a protein of 365 amino acids.